Messenger RNA from Oikopleura dioica, 762 nucleotides. Lineage: Eukaryota; Metazoa; Chordata; Appendicularia; Copelata; Oikopleuridae. The record is from the annotation of a GenBank genome assembly.
AUGACGAACUUGACUGAUCAAGAAGUUGUCCAGCAGAUGAACCUGCUAAAUUGUGGAAGCACCCUGUCUACGUAUGAGCUCUGGUGCAGUCUCACCCAGACGCACAAUCAUCAAGCUCACGAGAACCUUCUGAGUGAGAUUGAAAGCUUCUACCAGAAUCCGUACAGCCAGGGAGGUAACAACAAUGCCGCGUUGAACGUGCUGCAAGAUUUGCCGAUCAAUCCACUGCUCGAGCCUGAGCUCGAGGCGAGCCCGAUAAUGCUCCAAGCAAACCAAACGAUAAAAAUGGAGCGAAAUUGCAACUCACCAAAUGAGACAGUCGACUCAGGCCUUUCGGACUGUGGAAGUCCUCGCUGCGCGAGAGGAAGUAGCGCCGGCACAGAAAGCUCACCCUCAGUAACAGAAGCGGAUCUAAACGAUCUUCCAGAGCGAGCGGAUCUCGCUGUGAAUCUCGGACUAACUCAGACUCAGGUGAAAAUUUGGUUCCAGAACCGCCGUUCGAAAAUGAAGAAAAUGAUGAAGCAGCGCCCCAACGGAAGUCUUGAAGAUGGUGAAGCGUUUGAUGAAACACGCGCGUCAAGUGCUCAGCCAAGUCAAUUGCCGAUUGGAAGCUGCUUUCCCGCUGGAGCACAGUCCUUUUUCCGCUCUAACUCGCAGCCAGCCUUCAACUAUCCUCGCGAGCAUUCGCAAGAUUUCGUAAACCGGCUCCAAAUGGGUAAUGCAAAUUGGCAGCGCCUCUCGCAGAAUCAUUCAAAUUGGUGA